This is a messenger RNA of Pieris macdunnoughi, 345 nucleotides long. The record is from the annotation of a GenBank genome assembly. Lineage: Eukaryota; Metazoa; Arthropoda; Insecta; Lepidoptera; Pieridae.
AUGUCAAAAAUAUUAAUACUCAAGGUGUUUCCUCAAAAAUGUUGGUUAAGAAAAAUUGUUUGGCAAUAUAUUCCUUUCGCAAAAUACAGUGAUAGCUGUGGUGGUGAUAGCAAAGAGCCUCCGAAAGACCAAAGCUCCAGUCCAGGUGCAUCGUCUCCUUCAAUCUAUGAUACGCGAAAAUAUGGACACAAAUUGCCUCGCGACUCCGUAAGACCCACCUUUGAGCCAUUAUCUGGAGUACCAACUGGAGUAUUUAGAUGCACAGAUGGAGAGGUUUGUACUAUUAGCAACUGUACAAACCAUGAUAAUAUGUUGUAUUUUGUAAAAGGUCAAAAUGAAAUGUGA